This is a messenger RNA of Macrosiphum euphorbiae (potato aphid), 345 nucleotides long. The record is from the annotation of a GenBank genome assembly. NCBI's taxonomy places the organism in Eukaryota, Metazoa, Arthropoda, Insecta, Hemiptera, Aphididae.
AUGAGUAUAUUCAAAUGUCCCGCCACAAUUUCGAUCCAUCGCGUUGGAUCCGCCGCCGUUCUGACCGACUCGCCAUCUAUUGCUGAUCGUUUUGUUUAUCGUACGUCACGGCCUAUAUACCUACCCAUACCACAGCCGGCGUCUACAGUGAUCGCCCCUGUCGGCCGACCUGAUUGCGACUCGUCAGAAAAUCGGUUGCGUUCGGUCGGUGAUCGGUCGGACCGACUCGCGCGUCACUUUAAUGAAAGUGCCGUUUGUCGGACCGUCCACCAACACCCGGUCCGGCGACUUGGGUGGCCCACGGGUCACGGGACGGACGUUGGACCAAAAUCCUCUCCCUUGUAA